GUGCCGACCCGCUGCGUAGGUGAGUGAAUAGCUCUCAACGAUAUAUGAAACACAGGGCGCCCCGUCCUUUGAAACUAGAGUAGAAGGGGCGAGAGUAAGCUCGGACUCAGGCCAUAUUCAACGCCCAUUGUACGUGAAGAGCAAAAGGCUCCUUGCGUCUGGCCAGGGCCCGCAGCUCGUAGACAUUGUUGGAAAUUCUCCAGCGGCGCCCAUUCUAACCCUACCAACGAAGCUGCAAAGUUACUGGAAUCAAAUUUCGGAGCACAGCUGUGGCCGAAGAGAACCGACGUAGUGGAGCUGAAGUCAAUCUUGUAAGUUUCGGAGAGAGGAAGAGGGACCGAAUGGUGGUGGAGGUAAUGUCGGGUCCAGAGAUAUGGCGUUGAGAAGAGAGUUCGUCGGCGUUGACUGCGAAGGAACGAGAGAGAACGAGAGAUUCGGGAGCUAUGGCGCUGGUACAGAGAGCAGGCUCAUUUUGGAACGCCAGGCGAACUUGUGAAUUGUCUUCUCGCGGAUUAGCCUCUUACGUUUCGUACAAUUGCAAGGCGACGCCGCCCCGAGCGCGAGAGUGCAGCGCAUGCAUUCACACGGAGCCUGCUAAUGCUAAUACCAAUGCCAAUGUCAAGGCCCCAGCAGGGGGUGGGGGCGGCGGAUCCAAACACUUGAUUAGUGCGAAACAAAUUGAGCUGACAUUCGCCGAGCUGGAGCUCAAGCCCGUCCAGGAGCAGGUGGGAGGAUGUCGCAUCAGGCAGCAUGUAAACCCUUUGAAGGCCUCUCUCAUGGCGCCUGUGAAAACCCCAAACUGGGACGAGGUCUUCACAGAUUGCUCUCGGCCUCUCACGGUGGAUAUCGGAUGUGGAAGCGGCAGAUUCGUCAUGGUCCUCGCUAAGAGAAACUCUGCCGAGAAUUUUCUGGGCAUCGACGUCCGAGAGCGGCUGGUGGACCGAGCGAAACAGUGGGCUGAGGAGCUCGACCUUACCAACAUACAUUUCGUCACCACCAACGCCACCGUCCAUUUGGACACAUUGCUCGCCUCGUACCCUGGCCCUCUUGCAUAUGUGACAAUUCUGUGCCCGGAUCCUCACUUCAAGCAGAGGCACCACAAACGGAGGGUGGUGCAGAAACAGCUCGUGGACACCAUCAUUCGGCAUUUGGCCCCCAAAGGAAAACUUUUCAUCCAGUCUGACGUGAAAGAAGUAGCCAUUGACAUGAGAAAGCAAUUCGACGAGCAUUUAGGGUUGACCUUAGUAAGGAGCUCUUCUGCUCCCUGUGAUUCCGAAGGCUGGGUUGUAGACAAUCCUCUGGGACUGCCCAGUGAGCGAGAGGUUCACGUUCUAACUCAAGGCGGAAGGAUUUACAGAACUCUUUAUGAGCGAGCUUGAGCUUGAGCUUGAGCACAUUUUUAUGGAUUAGAGUCAGCGGCACAGGAUUGCCUCCUUUGUCAUUCUCUUCUCCAUCCCUGCCCCGUAGAAGCGUAGGGAUGCGACCUUAGUCUCAGUAGCUCGAACUUGGAUGCAGAUUCUUGAGGAUCUCUGUCUGGCCUUUUCCAAACGAUGGCAUUCCGGCAACUGUGAUUGUAACUCUUCCAAAUGUCUGAUACAUUUUGUGCCUCAAGUGAAUUUUCUUCCAGGCAGGACGUUCUUCGACCCAUGUCCAGUGGGAUUAACGAUGUCCCGCAGCACUACUUUGUGCAGCACAGUGAAGAAAGCAGCAGGAGCUGUGAUUUAUCGCCAAGAAGGUCACAAGUCGCGAAGGAUUGAGGUGGAUCGCUGCAACGGGGCGCAAAAAAAUUGACGGCAAAAGAAAAUUUCCUUGGUUUAGCACGAAAGGUCGUAAUUACUGUGGCCUGCGAGUUCUAGUGUUUGGCUGGAGGACGCUCCCUCAUUCAAUUCUGCAAACGAAUUCUGAUAUCCUGACCGCUCGUAGCACCAAUUUGAAUGGUCGAUUGCGGUUUGCACAAGCGGAGAGGAAGGAACACAUGCCCGCGUUUCCAUUCCACAUUUCUAACUGCUCAAGAUGCCCCGCCAGGUCGAGGUUGGGUUGUGCCCGGCUGUCAGAGGAAUUAAGUACGUUCACGGCCCGAAGUGUAUACGACAUUCAAGCUUCCGCUUGCCAGUGGGCUUCUGCGGCAGUUAAGUCAAGUCGGUAGACUGCCGACACCCAUGCUUCACUGUCACCGGGUCGAUACACGCAAGGUGUUGGCCUGUCGACCGUCUCCGAGGGCUCUCUGCAAGAUGAUUCUGAAGGUGUGUACCAAUCGGUCAGAUGAGGAAAGUCGGAAGGUGGCAUUCAGUCCCCACUGGACACUUUGGAUGAAUGUACUUAUCAACCAAGAUUAGUACUUAUGAAUUUCUGGGAGCAGAAAUUGUACUCCGAUGUACUAUGUAUGCACAGAAGAUUUCUCCAAGGUAGUGAAAAUUUGGAUGUACAUCGUGCUUCAGUACGUUUAAAUGCCAAAUAGUUUCUGAUAAUCUGAUGAAACCUGGACUCCUCUUCGCCGGGAUCUUUGACCCACGAUGAGUCUAACGAAGUUUUCCCUCGGCACUUGGAAUGUCAUUCUACAUGCUCAAUCUGCUUCUAGGUUUAAGACUGAUAAUGUUAUUUUUUCCUUUCUGUCAAAUCAUCAACACGUCGACGUUGUACAGCCAUGGCAUCUCAAGAAGGACUUUUAACGACUUCU
Messenger RNA from Marchantia polymorpha subsp. ruderalis, 2677 nucleotides. Lineage: Eukaryota; Viridiplantae; Streptophyta; Marchantiopsida; Marchantiales; Marchantiaceae. The record is from the annotation of a GenBank genome assembly.